UCAAGACAUGUCGAAUUCAGACACAUUCUGGUUACUGUGCAUCGAAGAUGCUGCAAUUCUUUCUAUUGUAUGAUUAUAGCAUGCAGACUGCAAGUCCCAAGAACAUCCCACACGCCCUUUGAACUCUGACACAUCACUUCCGCCUUUCGCGUUUCAGCCGGGCGCUUUCCGCACAUGUGAGGCCUUGGCUGCAAAUUUAACGUGCUUUUUUUUGAGACGUAGUGUUUAAUACUAAUCUUAAGCCACCGGGGAGACAUCUGUUCACAUCUUAGGGCGAAAAUGAAACCAAUCCUCUUGCAGGGCCAUGAAAGGUCCAUAACACAGAUCAAGUACAACAGAGAAGGAGACCUGCUGUUCUCAGCUGCCAAGGACACGGUCGUGAACGUGUGGUACUCUGUCAACGGGGAGAGGCUGGGCACCUACAAUGGUCACACCGGGGCUGUCUGGUGUGUGGAUGUCGACUGGGACACCAAGAGUGUGCUGACUGGGUCUGCAGACAAUAGCUGCAGGUUGUGGGACUGUGAGACAGGCAAACAGCUGGCCCUGCUGAACACCAGCUCUGCGGUCAGGACCUGCGGCUUCGACUUCAGCGGGAACAUCAUCAUGUUCUCCACAGACAAGCAGAUGGGGUACCAGUGCUUCCUGAAUUACUUUGACCUUCGGGACCCUCAGCAGAUAGAAGACAACCAGCCUUACCUGUCCGUGCCGUGCAGCGAGUCCAAAAUCACCAGUGCGGUGUGGGGGCCUCUGGGGGAGUUCGUGAUUGCCGGGCUGGAGAACGGAGAGAUCAACCAAUUCAGCGCCAAGUCCGGGGAAGCGCUGCGGAAGGUGAAGGAGCACACCAAGCAGAUCAACGACAUCCAGACCUCUGUGGAUCUCACCACGGUCAUCACCGCCUCCAAAGACAACACAGCCAAGUUGUUUGACUCCACGUCACUCGAGCACAUCAAGUCCUUCAAGACGGAGAGGCCGGUCAACUCUGCCGCCAUCUCCCCUAUUAUGGACCAUGUGGUCAUGGGAGGUGGACAGGAAGCCAUGGAAGUCACAACCACUUCCACAAGGAUUGGCAAGUUUGAGGCUAGGUUUUUCCACGCUGCUUACGAGGAGGAGUUUGGGAGGGUGAAGGGUCACUUCGGCCCCAUCAACUGUGUAGCGUUCCAUCCUGAUGGAAAGAGUUACAGCAGCGGUGGAGAAGACGGCUACGUCAGGAUACAUUACUUUGAUCCCCAGUACUUUGACUUUGAGCUGGAAGCUUAAAUGGAGGAAGAAUGUCGACAACGGUCAGUUAAACACCACUUCAGAAACACCACAUGAGGGUCAGUGCUGUGGUAACAUUCCUCAUGAUUCUCUCAGCCUUGCUGGAUCUGUCUCCUACAUCAGAAGACACUUUUAUUACCCUCUGUAGAAGGAUUCCAACUGAAGCUAUAAUACUGGGGUUUGGUCCCCACUGACUUUGGCUCUGAAAAAGCUUCUGGUGCUGGGGAUGCAGGAAGAGGUCCUACAGCAUUUAAUUGUCUAACUUUGUCACUUUCUUACCUGAAAUGUUAAUAAAAUUGAUUGGUCCAAA
Megalops cyprinoides (Indo-Pacific tarpon) is the source of this 1567-nucleotide messenger RNA. RefSeq names its product eukaryotic translation initiation factor 3 subunit I-like. Gene Ontology annotation, cellular component: eukaryotic translation initiation factor 3 complex, eIF3m; cytoplasm. The transcript has 11 exons. Lineage: Eukaryota; Metazoa; Chordata; Actinopteri; Elopiformes; Megalopidae. Bases 280 to 1257 code for a protein of 325 amino acids. Gene Ontology annotation, biological process: cytoplasmic translational initiation. The record is from RefSeq and is a predicted model, not a curated record. Gene Ontology annotation, molecular function: protein binding; translation initiation factor activity; RNA binding.